AGCAGAGCCUGCAGUGCAAUGUUACUUCCUUCCACAGGAAAGACUGAGUUUCAUUGUACGAUAACAUGUCUCACUUCCACAGAGCCUGUUGUGCUUCAUUGCUUCCCUGCAGUUUGAUGGACCCUUUCAUGUGAGUUGCUGACACAGGUUUGCUCUCCUUCCUUGAGUCUGCAGAAGAAGAAGAAGCCAAAAAUGGGGUCCAGGAGAAAAGUGCUCCUUGCUGCAAUCAUUUUCACAGCUGCCUUCUACAAAGUGACUGCACAGGAUGCAAGACUACUGGAUGCUCUAAAUCCCACAGAUGUUGUAGAUGACCAGUACAAUGGAUGCCGUAAAGAGGCCGUGAAGAAGUUCAUCCAGUCAGACCUGUUAAAACAAGAACUAAAUCACAGUGAAGGAUUUCAGAAAGCCUGGAACAAAAGUAACAAGUGUUUGAAGCAGAUCCCUGGAGGGCGUAAAGAGCAUACUGCUGCACUUUCAGUCUAUGCUCAUGGGGAUCCUGAUUUCUUACAAACACUGAACAAAGCAAUAGAGACGAUGGGUGGAAAUGUUAGCAUCUAUGAAAACCACUUCCACUUCAAGUCUCUUCAUUUCCUGCUGAUGGAUUCCAUGAAGCUGCUGAAGCCGAAGGAGUGCAAGACUUUCUAUGUUUUUCAAGAUGGUCAAAGCCAACCACGGUCAAAGAAAGGCUCCACAGUGAGAUUUACAAGUUUCACCUCAGCUUAUUCAAACUUUGAAGAGAUAAAAAGAUCUGAAGAUCUUGCUGACAACAUCAUUUUAAAUCUCACUUCUUGCUUCUUUGUCAACCUGAAAGACUAUGUGUGCGAUCAAACCCAGGAUACAAUACUUUUAUCUCCAGCAGAAGUUUUCACUGUGGAGGAAACAGAAACAAAAACUACAGAUGAUGAUGAUGAAUAUGUUGAGAUUGUUUUGAAACAGUCAGGACUGAAAAGCUUCCACAACUGUUACAUCUUUUCACGAGACUCAGGAGAGCAGGAGACUAUCACAGAGCGAGACAGGUCUCCUCCAGCUGUUGUCUCCACCCUGUGGCUUGUGUCAGUGCUUGUGGCCUUAUCUUCUUUUUCUUUAGCUGUUUAGCAAAAAUAGUUAUCAGAGUUUUCUGAGUGUUAUCAUCUACAGUACUGCUUUGUCGAUCCUGUAAGCGCAGCAAAUUUUGAGAUCUACCAAAUAAGGUGUUGCAGUAGGCUGCCAAAAAUAUAGUCAAAUAUAGUUUUCUGCUUCUGUCAUAUGGACAGAAUUCUUAUUUUCUUUAUGCAUGUCAGAAAAAUAUACAGUAUACUUUAUUAUUUCUCGUUAAGUAUUGUGCGACUUUAAAGGAUAAGAAGAGGGAACAUGCAGCAAAUGUUCUCAGAUGGAUUCAGACUGAGUGUUCUGGAGUUCAUGAUGGGAAACCUCAACGCUUCACAGCAGGAGUGUUUCCAGAAAUUUUCAAUGGGCUUGCACGAGAGGAUCAAAUACAAGGCAGAGAGGCACAUAGGAAAUCAAAUAUUUGUGCAGGAAGUUGGUGUACAAUACACUGGGUUCAGUAUUCAGGCUCAUGUGCAGCCACACCCAGUGCCACCUACAAAUAAACAGUGAGUCUGACAGAGGAACUGAAUCUUUGAACCAUAAACUGAAUUCAAUAUUGUAGGUUCAUUAAACUUCUGUCUUCUUGUGGAACUUUCUCUCAAAAUCAGUGAACUUAUUUUUACAGUUUCAGCAGUGAAUAUUUUCCAGGCAGUGGAGAUUUUUAAGUUGAACAUGUUUACAACAAUUUUGGAUGUAUUUAUAUCUGUAAAACCUAUUACUAGAUGAUAUGUUUUGAGCUGCCUUUUUUUUUUUUUGGAGCCACCAGCCGUUACGGUCAGCAACGCGCUUCCUUCCAAA
This is a messenger RNA of Archocentrus centrarchus (flier cichlid), 1884 nucleotides long. RefSeq names its product ecto-ADP-ribosyltransferase 5-like. The record is from RefSeq and is a predicted model, not a curated record. The coding region runs from base 193 to 1095 and encodes 300 amino acids. Lineage: Eukaryota; Metazoa; Chordata; Actinopteri; Cichliformes; Cichlidae. The transcript is spliced from 5 exons. Gene Ontology annotation, molecular function: NAD+ poly-ADP-ribosyltransferase activity; NAD+-protein-arginine ADP-ribosyltransferase activity.